AUGUUCCCCAUAGAUGCCUCUCCGGUCCUGGGCAGAGAUCCAGCCUUCAUGGAGUCCAUCAGUAAAACCAUGAGGGUCCCAGAGAGGCUCAGUGUGGGACCAGGACCAGACCAGGACCAGGACCAGCACCAGACCAAGCCUCCGGUCUACAGCAUGCAGGUCCCAGACAGACUCACAUACGCAGCAGCGGAGCUCAGUCCCAGACCUCAGUUUGGUCCAAAGUCCAGACUCGAGGUUUGUGUGGAAAGUCCUCAAGAGAUCCACAGGGACCAGCAGCAGAGUCCGAUCCGUCGUUCGAUGAGUGACCAGUGCUUUGCGAGGACCCCCCCAGGGACCCCCCCAGGGACCCCCCACAGAGCCAUGGUCCUGCCGAGACCACAGGGGACCAGUCGUCGUCUCGUGGAUCUCCCCCCUGUGUCCCCCUCUACCUCCUCCCUCCCUCCCCCAUCCGCCCACUCCCUGCUGCAGAUGACUCUCCAGGCCUCAGCGCGCCUCCUGCAGGCCGCAAGCCGCAAGUGUCUGGGGACAGAGCCUCCUCAGACUCCUCUCAGAGCUGAGACAGUCCCGGUGCAGAGCGACAGCAGGAGGACAGAGUCGUGGGUCGCGGAGGACGAGGGAGGAGCUGCUGUGGAGCUGAUCGUCCUCAGGAGACAAGUGAGUGUCCCCCACAGGCCUCACCCUCAGGGUGAGGGAGAGUCCCCCACAGGCCUCAGCCUCAGGGGUGAGGGAGAGUCACCCACAGGCCUCACCCUCAGGGUGAGGGAGAGUCCCCCACAGGCCUCACCCUCAGGGCCUCACCCUCAGGGUGAGGGAGAGUCCCCCACAGGAGUGUCCCCCACAGGUCUCACCCUCAGGGUGAGGGAGAGUCCCCCACAGGCCUCACCCUCAGGGUCUCACCCUCAGGGUGAGGGAGAGUCCCCCACAGGUCUCACCCUCAGGGUGAGGGAGAGUCCCCCACAGGCCUCACCCUCAGGGGUGAGGGAGAGUCCCCCACAGGAGUGUCCCCCACAGGCCUCACCCUCUGCUCUCAAACUCUUGCCUUUGGUCAAACCCAAACUAGAACCCACAGGAGACCAGGAGGAGACCGGGAGGAGACCAGGAGGAGACCGGGAGGAGACCGGGAGGAGACCGGGAGGAGACCGGGAGGAGACCGGGAGGAGACCGGGAGGAGACUGGGAGGAGACUGGGAGGAGACUGGGAGGAGACCGGGAGGAGACCAGGACACAGAGGACUGUUCUGAAGAUGAGUCGUCGUUUGGCUGCUCUGGAGCGACACAACUGUGAACGUCAGAACACGGAGCUGGUUCUGUUCUGUUUACUCGGAUCUGCCUGUCUGCUCAACGCCUGGCUCUGGAUCCGACGAUAA
Molecule: messenger RNA, 1365 nt
Organism: Knipowitschia caucasica
Lineage: Eukaryota; Metazoa; Chordata; Actinopteri; Gobiiformes; Gobiidae
Source: the annotation of a GenBank genome assembly